ACAUGCCCAUUCAACAUGGAGUAUAGAGAGUGUGGUAGUCCCUGUACUGACACCUGUACUGACCUCCAGAGAAGCCAAGUGUGUGAGGAGCACUGCAUAGAUGGAUGCUUCUGUCCACCUGGGACUGUCUUUGACGAUAUUUCACAAAAUGGGUGUAUUGCUGCUGACCAGUGCUCCUGCUUACACAAUGGCAACACAUACAAACCAGGGGAAUCAUACUCAACAACAUGUCGUAGCUGUACCUGCACUCAGGGUGAGUGGAUAUGUAAGGAUCUUGACUGUCCUGGUAUCUGCUCCAUACUGGGUGGAUCACACAUCUCAACCUAUGAUGACAAAACAUACACUUUCCAUGGAGACUGCUCUUAUCUUCUCUCCAAGGUAAUGAAUGGAACUUUUAUAGUCCUUGGUGACCUGGUCAAAUGUGAGAAAUCAGAUAAAUCAACUUGCCUGUCUGCAGUCACUCUACUACUGGCAAAAGAAAAGAUGAUUGUAAUUAAAGCCAACGGACAGGUCUUCCUUAACAAACAGAUCUCUCAACUGCCUCUUUUCAUGGAUGACAUUACAGCCUUCAGCCCAUCGACAUUCUUCAUUGUAAUCCACACCACCUAUGGACUUGAUCUUGAGAUUCAACUCACACCCAUUAUGCAGGUUUACAUCAAAGCCAGUGUGUCCAAUAAGGGAGAACUCAGUGGCCUUUGUGGAGAUUUUAAUGAUGUUGAAGCCGAUGACUUCAGAACCACAAAUGGAUUGAUUGAGGGAACAGCUGGGACAUUUGCCAACACAUGGAAGACCAAACCAAGCUGCCCUGAUGUGACACCUAAACUAGGCGACCCCUGCACUUUGAGCAUAGCCAAAGAGAAAUUUGCCAAAAACUGGUGCUCCUUGCUGUCAGACCCAAGAGGGAUUUUUGCCAACUGUCAUUCUGAAAUAGACCCAGAAACAUAUGAAGCUUCUUGUAUUUAUGAUACUUGCGCCUGUGAAAACAGUGAGAUGUGCAUGUGUGCUGCCAUAUCCUCCUAUGUCCAUGCAUGUGCUGCUGAAGGUAUCUUACUGAAUGGAUGGAGGGACACCGUGUGCAAGAAAUACACAACUGACUGCCCGUCUACUUUGGUGUAUGACUACCAGAUGGAAAGCUGUGGUCGCACCUGUCGCUCUCUCAGUCAGUCAGACUCAACAUGUGAGGUUAAAUUUACACCACUUGAUGGUUGCGGCUGUGCUGAAGGAACUUAUCUAAAUGAAAAGGGAGAGUGUGUGUCAGCCCCACAAUGCUCCUGUCAUGUGGGAGAAACAGUGAUGCAGCCUGGGCAGGUCAUCAGUGCCUAUGGACAAACUUGCUCCUGCCAUGCUGGAAAAUUAAGCUGUAAAGGAGGCCAUGUGUAUGAAUCAUGCACCGAUCCAAUGGUUUUCUUCAACUGCUCCAGUGCAAAGCCAGGUGACAAGGGAUCAGAGUGCCAAAACAGCUGCCAGACUCUGGACACAGAAUGUGUCAGUACAGAGUGUAUCUCUGGCUGUGUAUGUCCUGCUGGCCUGCUGUCAGAUGGUAAAGGAGGCUGUGUUGAGGAGGAGGACUGUCCCUGCCCAUAUAAUGGACAAUACUAUAAUGCUGAGCAGACUGUCAAGGUGGACUGCAAUACCUGCACUUGCAAAAACAGAAACUGGAUUUGCACAGAUCAUGAAUGUGAUGGAACCUGUACCAUAUAUGGAGAAGGGCAUUACAUCACUUUUGAUGACAAGAGAUUUUCCUUUAAUGGAGACUGUGGUUACGUCUUCACUCAGGAUUACUGUGGGGACAAUAACUCUGGCACCUUUAGGGUCCUGACGGAGAGCAUCCCAUGUGGAACAACUGAAAGCAUCUGCUCCACUGCUAUCAAGCUCUACUUGGGGAACAAAGAAUUUGUUCUUUCAGAAGAAAAUAUCAGAGUUAUUCAGCAAAACAAUGGGGAAGACAUACCUUAUCACAUCAACACUAUGGGUAUAUAUCUUGUCAUUGAGGCAAAGAAUGGUCUUGUUCUCAUCUGGAAUAAGAAGACAACACUGAUGAUUAAACUCAGCUCCACAUUCAAGGGCAGAGUAUGUGGUCUGUGUGGGAAUUAUGAUGGGAAUAUCAAGAAUGAUUUCACCACCAGAAGCAAAGAAGUUGUGGUUGAUGCCCUUGUGUUUGGAAACAGUUGGAAAGUUUCACCAACCUGCCCUAAUGCAAACUCAUUAAAAAAUCCCUGCAGUUUGUACUCACACAGGCAGGCAUGGGCAAUAAAACACUGCAGCAUUAUCAACAGUGAAGUGUUUUCUAUUUGCCAUUCAAAGGUGGAUCCCCAAAACUAUUAUGAUGCCUGUGUGAGAGACACAUGUGCCUGCAAUACAGGGGGAGAUUGUGAGUGUUUCUGCUCAGCUGUAGCAGCCUAUGCAGCAGCCUGUGAUAAGGCAGGAGCCUGUGUGAAAUGGAGGACUCCCACAAUUUGCCCUGUGUUUUGUGAUUUUUAUAACCCUGAUGGAGAGUGUGAAUGGCACUACGAGCCUUGUGGAAAACCAUGCAUGAAAACAUGCCGGAAUCCCUCAGGAAUAUGCUACAACAAAAUUCCACCAUUAGAAGGUUGCUAUCCAAGAUGUCCCCCUGAAAGACCUUAUUUGGAACAAGCUACCAUGAAGUGUGUAUCAAAGGAGGAAUGUGGCUGCUAUGACGAUGAAGGGAAUCAUUAUGAGGAAGGGAAGCGUAUACCAUCAAAGGAAAAUUGUCACCAGUGUUUUUGCUCUUCAACAAAGGUAGACUGCAGCUAUGCUGUCCAAGCUUGCACUUGUACACAUAAAGGACGUAUAUACAAGUAUGGAGAUAAGAUCUAUGAAACACAUGAUGGAGAUGGAACCUGUAUCUCUGCUGUUUGUGGAAAAAAUGGGACUACUAUCAGAGAAAUAACACCUUGCACUACAACUCCACCCACCCAGACAUCGACAACAACAGCCUUUAUUUUCAGCACAACUGAAAAACCAAUCACAACAUCCACUGAAAUGACCAUGAAAACAACAAAUCGAAUCUCUACCACUCCAAGUGUCACAACUGAAAAACCAACAGUGACAGAAAGUCCCACUACUACAACCACAAUCACAGAAAAAUCCACCACAGCACCCACAGAAAAGACUACUACUUCAGCGACAACAGGAAAACCUAUCACCACCACAAAAACACAAUCAACAGCAGCCACAGAAAAGACUACUACUUCAGCAACAACAGAAAAACCCAUCACCACAACUCCCAAAUCAACAGCAACCACAGAAAAGCCUUCCACUGUCAUAUUAACCACAACAAAACCCAGCACAACAUCCACUAAUUGCUUUGUUUGUAAGUGGUCAGACUGGACAAGUAAUGGUUACCCUGACACUAACCCAGAUGGUGGAGAGUAUGAAACCUUAGACAAAAUUACCGAUCCAGAUCUAAAUACUUGCAGUAGACCAUUGGAAAUAGAAUGUAGAGCAACACAAUACAAAGACGUACCUUUGAAUGAACUAGAUCAGAAAGUAACAUGCAAUCCAGUAGAUGGACUGAUCUGUCAUAACAAAGAUCAAAGUGUACCUUUUACUUGUUUUGACUAUGAAAUACGAGUCAAAUGUUGCAUCAAUAUGUGUAAGUCUUCAACCACUGUUACAACUUCAUCAACAACAACCAAAGAAACAGCAGCCACAGAAAAGCCCAGUACCAAAGCUCCCACAACUACUGAAAAACCAACAGUGACAGAAAGUCCCACUACUACAACCAAAAUCACGGAAAAAUCCACCACAGCACCCACAGAAAAGACUACUACUUCAGCGACAACAGGAAAACCUAUCACCACCACAACAACCCAGUCAACAGCAGUCACAGAAAAGCCCAGUACCAAAUCCCCCACAACCACUGAAAAACCAACAGUGACAGAAAGUCCCACUACUACAACCACAAUCACAGAAAAAUCCACCACAGCACCCACAGAAAAGACUACUACUUCAGCGACAACAGGAAAACCUAUCACCACCACAACAACCCAGUCAACAGCAGCCACAGAAAAGCCCAGUACCAAAGCUCCCACAACUACUGAAAAACCAACAGUGACAGAAAGUCCCACUACUACAACCACAAUCACAGAAAAAUCCACCACAGCACCCACAGAAAAGACUACUACUUCAGCGACAACAGGAAAACCUAUCACCACCACAAAAACACAAUCAACAGCAGCCACAGAAAAGACUACUACUUCAGCAACAACAGAAAAACCCAUCACCACAACUCCCAAAUCAACAGCAACCACAGAAAAGCCUUCCACUGUCAUAUUAACCACAACAAAACCCAGCACAACAUCCACUAAUUGCUUUGUUUGUAAGUGGUCAGACUGGACAAGUAAUGGUUACCCUGACACUAACCCAGAUGGUGGAGAGUAUGAAACCUUAGACAAAAUUACCGAUCCAGAUCUAAAUACUUGCAGUAGACCAUUGGAAAUAGAAUGUAGAGCAACACAAUACAAAGACGUACCUUUGAAUGAACUAGAUCAGAAAGUAACAUGCAAUCCAGUAGAUGGACUGAUCUGUCAUAACAAAGAUCAAAGUGUACCUUUUACUUGUUUUGACUAUGAAAUACGAGUCAAAUGUUGCAUCAAUAUGUGUAAGUCUUCAACCACUGUUACAACUUCAUCAACAACAACCAAAGGAAGGUCCACAACAACCUCUGUAAUUACUACAGAAAAAGGCAGCACAAGUUCUGCCACAAUCACAGAAAAUCCCACAACAACCGCAAUCACAACAAAACCUUCCACUACUUCACCAGCCACAGAAAAGCCUACCACACUAACAACAUUUACAGAGCCGCCAAUUACCACUACUGUUACAACAACAAAAACACCCACCACAGCAACUCCAGAAGUUGUUACACAUACAACGGUUACAACAGUGGAAUUAACAAAACCUGUGGUCAAGAGUACAACAACAACCACAGGAAAACCCACCACUACAACCAAAAUCACAACAAAACCCGUCACUACAGCAUCCGAAUCAACAACAGCCACAGAAAAAAACACCCCAGUAGUCACAGAAAAGCCCAGUACCAAAGCUUCCACAACUACUGAAAAACCAACAGUGACAGAAAGUCCCACUACUACAACCACAAUCACAGAAAAAUCCACCACAGCACCCACAGAAAAGACUACUACUUCAGCGACAACAGGAAAACCUAUCACCACCACAACAACCCAGUCAACAGCAGUCACAGAAAAGCCCAGUACCAAAUCCCCCACAACCACUGAAAAACCAACAGUGACAGAAAGUCCCACUACUACAACCACAAUCACAGAAAAAUCCACCACAGCACCCACAGAAAAGACUACUACUUCAGCGACAACAGGAAAACCUAUCACCACCACAACAACCCAGUCAACAGCAGCCACAGAAAAGCCCAGUACCAAAGCUCCCACAACUACUGAAAAACCAACAGUGACAGAAAGUCCCACUACUACAACCACAAUCACAGAAAAAUCCACCACAGCACCCACAGAAAAGACUACUACUUCAGCGACAACAGGAAAACCUAUCACCACCACAAAAACACAAUCAACAGCAGCCACAGAAAAGACUACUACUUCAGCAACAACAGAAAAACCCAUCACCACAACUCCCAAAUCAACAGCAACCACAGAAAAGCCUUCCACUGUCAUAUUAACCACAACAAAACCCAGCACAACAUCCACUAAUUGCUUUGUUUGUAAGUGGUCAGACUGGACAAGUAAUGGUUACCCUGACACUAACCCAGAUGGUGGAGAGUAUGAAACCUUAGACAAAAUUACCGAUCCAGAUCUAAAUACUUGCAGUAGACCAUUGGAAAUAGAAUGUAGAGCAACACAAUACAAAGACGUACCUUUGAAUGAACUAGAUCAGAAAGUAACAUGCAAUCCAGUAGAUGGACUGAUCUGUCAUAACAAAGAUCAAAGUGUACCUUUUACUUGUUUUGACUAUGAAAUACGAGUCAAAUGUUGCAUCAAUAUGUGUAAGUCUUCAACCACUGUUACAACUUCAUCAACAACAACCAAAGGAACAGCAGCCACAGAAAAGCCCAGUACCAAAGCUCCCACAACUACUGAAAAACCAACAGUGACAGAAAGUCCCACUACUACAACCACAAUCACAGAAAAAUCCACCACAGCACCCACAGAAAAGACUACUACUUCAGCGACAACAGGAAAACCUAUCACCACCACAACAACCCAGUCAACAGCAGUCACAGAAAAGCCCAGUACCAAAUCCCCCACAACCACUGAAAAACCAACAGUGACAGAAAGUCCCACUACUACAACCACAAUCACAGAAAAAUCCACCACAGCACCCACAGAAAAGACUACUACUUCAGCGACAACAGGAAAACCUAUCACCACCACAACAACCCAGUCAACAGCAGCCACAGAAAAGCCCAGUACCAAAGCUCCCACAACUACUGAAAAACCAACAGUGACAGAAAGUCCCACUACUACAACCACAAUCACAGAAAAAUCCACCACAGCACCCACAGAAAAGACUACUACUUCAGCGACAACAGGAAAACCUAUCACCACCACAAAAACACAAUCAACAGCAGCCACAGAAAAGACUACUACUUCAGCAACAACAGAAAAACCCAUCACCACAACUCCCAAAUCAACAGCAACCACAGAAAAGCCUUCCACUGUCAUAUUAACCACAACAAAACCCAGCACAACAUCCACUAAUUGCUUUGUUUGUAAGUGGUCAGACUGGACAAGUAAUGGUUACCCUGACACUAACCCAGAUGGUGGAGAGUAUGAAACCUUAGACAAAAUUACCGAUCCAGAUCUAAAUACUUGCAGUAGACCAUUGGAAAUAGAAUGUAGAGCAACACAAUACAAAGACGUACCUUUGAAUGAACUAGAUCAGAAAGUAACAUGCAAUCCAGUAGAUGGACUGAUCUGUCAUAACAAAGAUCAAAGUGUACCUUUUACUUGUUUUGACUAUGAAAUACGAGUCAAAUGUUGCAUCAAUAUGUGUAAGUCUUCAACCACUGUUACAACUUCAUCAACAACAACCAAAGGAACAGCAGCCACAGAAAAGCCCAGUACCAAAGCUCCCACAACUACUGAAAAACCAACAGUGACAGAAAGUCCCACUACUACAACCACAAUCACAGAAAAAUCCACCACAGCACCCACAGAAAAGACUACUACUUCAGCGACAACAGGAAAACCUAUCACCACCACAACAACCCAGUCAACAGCAGUCACAGAAAAGCCCAGUACCAAAUCCCCCACAACCACUGAAAAACCAACAGUGACAGAAAGUCCCACUACUACAACCACAAUCACAGAAAAAUCCACCACAGCACCCACAGAAAAGACUACUACUUCAGCGACAACAGGAAAACCUAUCACCACCACAAAAACACAAUCAACAGCAGCCACAGAAAAGACUACUACUUCAGCAACAACAGAAAAACCCAUCACCACAACUCCCAAAUCAACAGCAACCACAGAAAAGCCUUCCACUGUCAUAUUAACCACAACAAAACCCAGCACAACAUCCACUAAUUGCUUUGUUUGUAAGUGGUCAGACUGGACAAGUAAUGGUUACCCUGACACUAACCCAGAUGGUGGAGAGUAUGAAACCUUAGACAAAAUUACCGAUCCAGAUCUAAAUACUUGCAGUAGACCAUUGGAAAUAGAAUGUAGAGCAACACAAUACAAAGACGUACCUUUGAAUGAACUAGAUCAGAAAGUAACAUGCAAUCCAGUAGAUGGACUGAUCUGUCAUAACAAAGAUCAAAGUGUACCUUUUACUUGUUUUGACUAUGAAAUACGAGUCAAAUGUUGCAUCAAUAUGUGUAAGUCUUCAACCACUGUUACAACUUCAUCAACAACAACCAAAGGAACAGCAGCCACAGAAAAGCCCAGUACCAAAGCUCCCACAACUACUGAAAAACCAACAGUGACAGAAAGUCCCACUACUACAACCACAAUCACAGAAAAAUCCACCACAGCACCCACAGAAAAGACUACUACUUCAGCGACAACAGGAAAACCUAUCACCACCACAACAACCCAGUCAACAGCAGUCACAGAAAAGCCCAGUACCAAAUCCCCCACAACCACUGAAAAACCAACAGUGACAGAAAGUCCCACUACUACAACCACAAUCACAGAAAAAUCCACCACAGCACCCACAGAAAAGACUACUACUUCAGCGACAACAGGAAAACCUAUCACCACCACAACAACCCAGUCAACAGCAGCCACAGAAAAGCCCAGUACCAAAGCUCCCACAACUACUGAAAAACCAACAGUGACAGAAAGUCCCACUACUACAACCACAAUCACAGAAAAAUCCACCACAGCACCCACAGAAAAGACUACUACUUCAGCGACAACAGGAAAACCUAUCACCACCACAAAAACACAAUCAACAGCAGCCACAGAAAAGACUACUACUUCAGCAACAACAGAAAAACCCAUCACCACAACUCCCAAAUCAACAGCAACCACAGAAAAGCCUUCCACUGUCAUAUUAACCACAACAAAACCCAGCACAACAUCCACUAAUUGCUUUGUUUGUAAGUGGUCAGACUGGACAAGUAAUGGUUACCCUGACACUAACCCAGAUGGUGGAGAGUAUGAAACCUUAGACAAAAUUACCGAUCCAGAUCUAAAUACUUGCAGUAGACCAUUGGAAAUAGAAUGUAGAGCAACACAAUACAAAGACGUACCUUUGAAUGAACUAGAUCAGAAAGUAACAUGCAAUCCAGUAGAUGGACUGAUCUGUCAUAACAAAGAUCAAAGUGUACCUUUUACUUGUUUUGACUAUGAAAUACGAGUCAAAUGUUGCAUCAAUAUGUGUAAGUCUUCAACCACUGUUACAACUUCAUCAACAACAACCAAAGGAACAGCAGCCACAGAAAAGCCCAGUACCAAAGCUCCCACAACUACUGAAAAACCAACAGUGACAGAAAGUCCCACUACUACAACCACAAUCACAGAAAAAUCCACCACAGCACCCACAGAAAAGACUACUACUUCAGCGACAACAGGAAAACCUAUCACCACCACAACAACCCAGUCAACAGCAGCCACAGAAAAGCCCAGUACCAAAGCUCCCACAACUACUGAAAAACCAACAGUGACAGAAAGUCCCACUACUACAACCACAAUCACAGAAAAAUCCACCACAGCACCCACAGAAAAGACUACUACUUCAGCGACAACAGGAAAACCUAUCACCACCACAAAAACACAAUCAACAGCAGCCACAGAAAAGACUACUACUUCAGCAACAACAGAAAAACCCAUCACCACAACUCCCAAAUCAACAGCAACCACAGAAAAGCCUUCCACUGUCAUAUUAACCACAACAAAACCCAGCACAACAUCCACUAAUUGCUUUGUUUGUAAGUGGUCAGACUGGACAAGUAAUGGUUACCCUGACACUAACCCAGAUGGUGGAGAGUAUGAAACCUUAGACAAAAUUACCGAUCCAGAUCUAAAUACUUGCAGUAGACCAUUGGAAAUAGAAUGUAGAGCAACACAAUACAAAGACGUACCUUUGAAUGAACUAGAUCAGAAAGUAACAUGCAAUCCAGUAGAUGGACUGAUCUGUCAUAACAAAGAUCAAAGUGUACCUUUUACUUGUUUUGACUAUGAAAUACGAGUCAAAUGUUGCAUCAAUAUGUGUAAGUCUUCAACCACUGUUACAACUUCAUCAACAACAACCAAAGGAAGGUCCACAACAACCUCUGUAAUUACUACAGAAAAAGGCAGCACAAGUUCUGCCACAAUCACAGAAAAUCCCACAACAACCGCAAUCACAACAAAACCUUCCACUACUUCACCAGCCACAGAAAAGCCUACCACACUAACAACAUUUACAGAGCCGCCAAUUACCACUACUGUUACAACAACAAAAACACCCACCACAGCAACUCCAGAAGUUGUUACACAUACAACGGUUACAACAGUGGAAUUAACAAAACCUGUGGUCAAGAGUACAACAACAACCACAGGAAAACCCACCACUACAACCAAAAUCACAACAAAACCCGUCACUACAGCAUCCGAAUCAACAACAGCCACAGAAAAAAACACCCCAGUAGUCACAGAAAAGCCCAGUACCAAAGCUUCCACAACUACUGAAAAACCAACAGUGACAGAAAGUCCCACUACUACAACCACAAUCACAGAAAAAUCCACCACAGCACCCACAGAAAAGACUACUACUUCAGCGACAACAGGAAAACCUAUCACCACCACAACAACCCAGUCAACAGCAGUCACAGAAAAGCCCAGUACCAAAUCCCCCACAACCACUGAAAAACCAACAGUGACAGAAAGUCCCACUACUACAACCACAAUCACAGAAAAAUCCACCACAGCACCCACAGAAAAGACUACUACUUCAGCGACAACAGGAAAACCUAUCACCACCACAACAACCCAGUCAACAGCAGCCACAGAAAAGCCCAGUACCAAAGCUCCCACAACUACUGAAAAACCAACAGUGACAGAAAGUCCCACUACUACAACCACAAUCACAGAAAAAUCCACCACAGCACCCACAGAAAAGACUACUACUUCAGCGACAACAGGAAAACCUAUCACCACCACAAAAACACAAUCAACAGCAGCCACAGAAAAGACUACUACUUCAGCAACAACAGAAAAACCCAUCACCACAACUCCCAAAUCAACAGCAACCACAGAAAAGCCUUCCACUGUCAUAUUAACCACAACAAAACCCAGCACAACAUCCACUAAUUGCUUUGUUUGUAAGUGGUCAGACUGGACAAGUAAUGGUUACCCUGACACUAACCCAGAUGGUGGAGAGUAUGAAACCUUAGACAAAAUUACCGAUCCAGAUCUAAAUACUUGCAGUAGACCAUUGGAAAUAGAAUGUAGAGCAACACAAUACAAAGACGUACCUUUGAAUGAACUAGAUCAGAAAGUAACAUGCAAUCCAGUAGAUGGACUGAUCUGUCAUAACAAAGAUCAAAGUGUACCUUUUACUUGUUUUGACUAUGAAAUACGAGUCAAAUGUUGCAUCAAUAUGUGUAAGUCUUCAACCACUGUUACAACUUCAUCAACAACAACCAAAGGAACAGCAGCCACAGAAAAGCCCAGUACCAAAGCUCCCACAACUACUGAAAAACCAACAGUGACAGAAAGUCCCACUACUACAACCACAAUCACAGAAAAAUCCACCACAGCACCCACAGAAAAGACUACUACUUCAGCGACAACAGGAAAACCUAUCACCACCACAACAACCCAGUCAACAGCAGUCACAGAAAAGCCCAGUACCAAAUCCCCCACAACCACUGAAAAACCAACAGUGACAGAAAGUCCCACUACUACAACCACAAUCACAGAAAAAUCCACCACAGCACCCACAGAAAAGACUACUACUUCAGCGACAACAGGAAAACCUAUCACCACCACAAAAACACAAUCAACAGCAGCCACAGAAAAGACUACUACUUCAGCAACAACAGAAAAACCCAUCACCACAACUCCCAAAUCAACAGCAACCACAGAAAAGCCUUCCACUGUCAUAUUAACCACAACAAAACCCAGCACAACAUCCACUAAUUGCUUUGUUUGUAAGUGGUCAGACUGGACAAGUAAUGGUUACCCUGACACUAACCCAGAUGGUGGAGAGUAUGAAACCUUAGACAAAAUUACCGAUCCAGAUCUAAAUACUUGCAGUAGACCAUUGGAAAUAGAAUGUAGAGCAACACAAUACAAAGACGUACCUUUGAAUGAACUAGAUCAGAAAGUAACAUGCAAUCCAGUAGAUGGACUGAUCUGUCAUAACAAAGAUCAAAGUGUACCUUUUAUUUGUUUUGACUAUGAAAUACGAGUCAAAUGUUGCAUCAAUAUGUGUAAGUCUUCAACCACUGUUACAACUUCAUCAACAACAACCAAAGGAACAGCAGCCACAGAAAAGCCCAGUACCAAAGCUCCCACAACUACUGAAAAACCAACAGUGACAGAAAGUCCCACUACUACAACCACAAUCACAGAAAAAUCCACCACAGCACCCACAGAAAAGACUACUACUUCAGCGACAACAGGAAAACCUAUCACCACCACAACAACCCAGUCAACAGCAGUCACAGAAAAGCCCAGUACCAAAUCCCCCACAACCACUGAAAAACCAACAGUGACAGAAAGUCCCACUACUACAACCACAAUCACAGAAAAAUCCACCACAGCACCCACAGAAAAGACUACUACUUCAGCGACAACAGGAAAACCUAUCACCACCACAACAACCCAGUCAACAGCAGCCACAGAAAAGCCCAGUACCAAAGCUCCCACAACUACUGAAAAACCAACAGUGACAGAAAGUCCCACUACUACAACCACAAUCACAGAAAAAUCCACCACAGCACCCACAGAAAAGACUACUACUUCAGCGACAACAGGAAAACCUAUCACCACCACAAAAACACAAUCAACAGCAGCCACAGAAAAGACUACUACUUCAGCAACAACAGAAAAACCCAUCACCACAACUCCCAAAUCAACAGCAACCACAGAAAAGCCUUCCACUGUCAUAUUAACCACAACAAAACCCAGCACAACAUCCACUAAUUGCUUUGUUUGUAAGUGGUCAGACUGGACAAGUAAUGGUUACCCUGACACUAACCCAGAUGGUGGAGAGUAUGAAACCUUAGACAAAAUUACCGAUCCAGAUCUAAAUACUUGCAGUAGACCAUUGGAAAUAGAAUGUAGAGCAACACAAUACAAAGACGUACCUUUGAAUGAACUAGAUCAGAAAGUAACAUGCAAUCCAGUAGAUGGACUGAUCUGUCAUAACAAAGAUCAAAGUGUACCUUUUACUUGUUUUGACUAUGAAAUACGAGUCAAAUGUUGCAUCAAUAUGUGUAAGUCUUCAACCACUGUUACAACUUCAUCAACAACAACCAAAGGAACAGCAGCCACAGAAAAGCCCAGUACCAAAGCUCCCACAACUACUGAAAAACCAACAGUGACAGAAAGUCCCACUACUACAACCACAAUCACAGAAAAAUCCACCACAGCACCCACAGAAAAGACUACUACUUCAGCGACAACAGGAAAACCUAUCACCACCACAACAACCCAGUCAACAGCAGUCACAGAAAAGCCCAGUACCAAAUCCCCCACAACCACUGAAAAACCAACAGUGACAGAAAGUCCCACUACUACAACCACAAUCACAGAAAAAUCCACCACAGCACCCACAGAAAAGACUACUACUUCAGCGACAACAGGAAAACCUAUCACCACCACAAAAACACAAUCAACAGCAGCCACAGAAAAGACUACUACUUCAGCAACAACAGAAAAACCCAUCACCACAACUCCCAAAUCAACAGCAACCACAGAAAAGCCUUCCACUGUCAUAUUAACCACAACAAAACCCAGCACAACAUCCACUAAUUGCUUUGUUUGUAAGUGGUCAGACUGGACAAGUAAUGGUUACCCUGACACUAACCCAGAUGGUGGAGAGUAUGAAACCUUAGACAAAAUUACCGAUCCAGAUCUAAAUACUUGCAGUAGACCAUUGGAAAUAGAAUGUAGAGCAACACAAUACAAAGACGUACCUUUGAAUGAACUAGAUCAGAAAGUAACAUGCAAUCCAGUAGAUGGACUGAUCUGUCAUAACAAAGAUCAAAGUGUACCUUUUACUUGUUUUGACUAUGAAAUACGAGUCAAAUGUUGCAUCAAUAUGUGUAAGUCUUCAACCACUGUUACAACUUCAUCAACAACAACCAAAGGAACAGCAGCCACAGAAAAGCCCAGUACCAAAGCUCCCACAACUACUGAAAAACCAACAGUGACAGAAAGUCCCACUACUACAACCACAAUCACAGAAAAAUCCACCACAGCACCCACAGAAAAGACUACUACUUCAGCGACAACAGGAAAACCUAUCACCACCACAACAACCCAGUCAACAGCAGUCACAGAAAAGCCCAGUACCAAAUCCCCCACAACCACUGAAAAACCAACAGUGACAGAAAGUCCCACUACUACAACCACAAUCACAGAAAAAUCCACCACAGCACCCACAGAAAAGACUACUACUUCAGCGACAACAGGAAAACCUAUCACCACCACAAAAACACAAUCAACAGCAGCCACAGAAAAGACUACUACUUCAGCAACAACAGAAAAACCCAUCACCACAACUCCCAAAUCAACAGCAACCACAGAAAAGCCUUCCACUGUCAUAUUAACCACAACAAAACCCAGCACAACAUCCACUAAUUGCUUUGUUUGUAAGUGGUCAGACUGGACAAGUAAUGGUUACCCUGACACUAACCCAGAUGGUGGAGAGUAUGAAACCUUAGACAAAAUUACCGAUCCAGAUCUAAAUACUUGCAGUAGACCAUUGGAAAUAGAAUGUAGAGCAACACAAUACAAAGACGUACCUUUGAAUGAACUAGAUCAGAAAGUAACAUGCAAUCCAGUAGAUGGACUGAUCUGUCAUAACAAAGAUCAAAGUGUACCUUUUAUUUGUUUUGACUAUGAAAUACGAGUCAAAUGUUGCAUCAAUAUGUGUAAGUCUUCAACCACUGUUACAACUUCAUCAACAACAACCAAAGGAACAGCAGCCACAGAAAAGCCCAGUACCAAAGCUCCCACAACUACUGAAAAACCAACAGUGACAGAAAGUCCCACUACUACAACCACAAUCACAGAAAAAUCCACCACAGCACCCACAGAAAAGACUACUACUUCAGCGACAACAGGAAAACCUAUCACCACCACAACAACCCAGUCAACAGCAGUCACAGAAAAGCCCAGUACCAAAUCCCCCACAACCACUGAAAAACCAACAGUGACAGAAAGUCCCACUACUACAACCACAAUCACAGAAAAAUCCACCACAGCACCCACAGAAAAGACUACUACUUCAGCGACAACAGGAAAACCUAUCACCACCACAACAACCCAGUCAACAGCAGCCACAGAAAAGCCCAGUACCAAAGCUCCCACAACUACUGAAAAACCAACAGUGACAGAAAGUCCCACUACUACAACCACAAUCACAGAAAAAUCCACCACAGCACCCACAGAAAAGACUACUACUUCAGCGACAACAGGAAAACCUAUCACCACCACAAAAACACAAUCAACAGCAGCCACAGAAAAGACUACUACUUCAGCAACAACAGAAAAACCCAUCACCACAACUCCCAAAUCAACAGCAACCACAGAAAAGCCUUCCACUGUCAUAUUAACCACAACAAAACCCAGCACAACAUCCACUAAUUGCUUUGUUUGUAAGUGGUCAGACUGGACAAGUAAUGGUUACCCUGACACUAACCCAGAUGGUGGAGAGUAUGAAACCUUAGACAAAAUUACCGAUCCAGAUCUAAAUACUUGCAGUAGACCAUUGGAAAUAGAAUGUAGAGCAACACAAUACAAAGACGUACCUUUGAAUGAACUAGAUCAGAAAGUAACAUGCAAUCCAGUAGAUGGACUGAUCUGUCAUAACAAAGAUCAAAGUGUACCUUUUAUUUGUUUUGACUAUGAAAUACGAGUCAAAUGUUGCAUCAAUAUGUGUAAGUCUUCAACCACUGUUACAACUUCAUCAACAACAACCAAAGGAACAGCAGCCACAGAAAAGCCCAGUACCAAAGCUCCCACAACUACUGAAAAACCAACAGUGACAGAAAGUCCCACUACUACAACCACAAUCACAGAAAAAUCCACCACAGCACCCACAGAAAAGACUACUACUUCAGCGACAACAGGAAAACCUAUCACCACCACAACAACCCAGUCAACAGCAGUCACAGAAAAGCCCAGUACCAAAUCCCCCACAACCACUGAAAAACCAACAGUGACAGAAAGUCCCACUACUACAACCACAAUCACAGAAAAAUCCACCACAGCACCCACAGAAAAGACUACUACUUCAGCGACAACAGGAAAACCUAUCACCACCACAACAACCCAGUCAACAGCAGCCACAGAAAAGCCCAGUACCAAAGCUCCCACAACUACUGAAAAACCAACAGUGACAGAAAGUCCCACUACUACAACCACAAUCACAGAAAAAUCCACCACAGCACCCACAGAAAAGACUACUACUUCAGCGACAACAGGAAAACCUAUCACCACCACAAAAACACAAUCAACAGCAGCCACAGAAAAGACUACUACUUCAGCAACAACAGAAAAACCCAUCACCACAACUCCCAAAUCAACAGCAACCACAGAAAAGCCUUCCACUGUCAUAUUAACCACAACAAAACCCAGCACAACAUCCACUAAUUGCUUUGUUUGUAAGUGGUCAGACUGGACAAGUAAUGGUUACCCUGACACUAACCCAGAUGGUGGAGAGUAUGAAACCUUAGACAAAAUUACCGAUCCAGAUCUAAAUACUUGCAGUAGACCAUUGGAAAUAGAAUGUAGAGCAACACAAUACAAAGACGUACCUUUGAAUGAACUAGAUCAGAAAGUAACAUGCAAUCCAGUAGAUGGACUGAUCUGUCAUAACAAAGAUCAAAGUGUACCUUUUACUUGUUUUGACUAUGAAAUACGAGUCAAAUGUUGCAUCAAUAUGUGUAAGUCUUCAACCACUGUUACAACUUCAUCAACAACAACCAAAGGAACAGCAGCCACAGAAAAGCCCAGUACCAAAGCUCCCACAACUACUGAAAAACCAACAGUGACAGAAAGUCCCACUACUACAACCACAAUCACAGAAAAAUCCACCACAGCACCCACAGAAAAGACUACUACUUCAGCGACAACAGGAAAACCUAUCACCACCACAACAACCCAGUCAACAGCAGUCACAGAAAAGCCCAGUACCAAAUCCCCCACAACCACUGAAAAACCAACAGUGACAGAAAGUCCCACUACUACAACCACAAUCACAGAAAAAUCCACCACAGCACCCACAGAAAAGACUACUACUUCAGCGACAACAGGAAAACCUAUCACCACCACAACAACCCAGUCAACAGCAGCCACAGAAAAGCCCAGUACCAAAGCUCCCACAACUACUGAAAAACCAACAGUGACAGAAAGUCCCACUACUACAACCACAAUCACAGAAAAAUCCACCACAGCACCCACAGAAAAGACUACUACUUCAGCGACAACAGGAAAACCUAUCACCACCACAAAAACACAAUCAACAGCAGCCACAGAAAAGACUACUACUUCAGCAACAACAGAAAAACCCAUCACCACAACUCCCAAAUCAACAGCAACCACAGAAAAGCCUUCCACUGUCAUAUUAACCACAACAAAACCCAGCACAACAUCCACUAAUUGCUUUGUUUGUAAGUGGUCAGACUGGACAAGUAAUGGUUACCCUGACACUAACCCAGAUGGUGGAGAGUAUGAAACCUUAGACAAAAUUACCGAUCCAGAUCUAAAUACUUGCAGUAGACCAUUGGAAAUAGAAUGUAGAGCAACACAAUACAAAGACGUACCUUUGAAUGAACUAGAUCAGAAAGUAACAUGCAAUCCAGUAGAUGGACUGAUCUGUCAUAACAAAGAUCAAAGUGUACCUUUUACUUGUUUUGACUAUGAAAUACGAGUCAAAUGUUGCAUCAAUAUGUGUAAGUCUUCAACCACUGUUACAACUUCAUCAACAACAACCAAAGGAAGGUCCACAACAACCUCUGUAAUUACUACAGAAAAAGGCAGCACAAGUUCUGCCACAAUCACAGAAAAUCCCACAACAACCGCAAUCACAACAAAACCUUCCACUACUUCACCAGCCACAGAAAAGCCUACCACACUAACAACAUUUACAGAGCCGCCAAUUACCACUACUGUUACAACAACAAAAACACCCACCACAGCAACUCCAGAAGUUGUUACACAUACAACGGUUACAACAGUGGAAUCAACAAAACCUGUGGUCAAGAGUACAACAACAACCACAGGAAAACCCACCACUACAACCAAAAUCACAACAAAACCCGUCACUACAGCAUCCGAAUCAACAACAGCCACAGAAAAAAACACCCCAGUAGUCACAGAAAAGCCCAGUACCAAAGCCUUCCAGAAAAACUGCACAUACGUCCUGGUCAAAGAGAUCAUUCCCAAAUAUAAUUUUAAGAUUCUUAUCGACAAUGAGAACUGCGAUGCCUCUGGAGCUGUGACCUGUACUAAAGCCUUGAUCGUGUAUUACAAAGACUAUGAAAUUAUUCUAACACAGAAGAGAAUCCCAAAGACCGUAAACACGGUGUACAUCAACGGCAAGCAGGUAUUCCCAACCUACUCUAAUGAGGACUUCAUCAUCACAAGUACCUGUGACAAUAACAGGAAAAAUGACUGCAGAUUACCAAAUGGCCAGAUUCAUCCAUCAUGCUCUGUGAUGGGACAUCACUGGUAUGUGCCUGACAAGAAAAAGCCCUAUUGUGAGAAGCCACCUCCUACACCAAUACCAACACCAAGACCUACCACAAACACCCUGCAAACCUGCUAUCUGUGA
Lates calcarifer (barramundi perch) is the source of this 18456-nucleotide messenger RNA. Its product is annotated as mucin-5AC. The record is from RefSeq and is a predicted model, not a curated record. Gene Ontology annotation, molecular function: protein binding. Gene Ontology annotation, cellular component: extracellular matrix. Lineage: Eukaryota; Metazoa; Chordata; Actinopteri; Centropomidae.